GAACAUUACGACAACAAUACCCAUUAUAUUACUUUCAAUGGCAAACAUUAACGCAGGGGAGGCUAUCCAGUACACUGAAAGUACGGGUUACAGUAAACUAUAUACCGAACAGUUACAUCAGCUUGACACGGAAUGCGCGGCCGUACACAUUUCCGAGUUUCAGUCAAACGCCCCGUUGAGUAUGACCUGCCCAGGGUCCCGUGUGAGCAGCGACAUUCAGAGCCACAUAUGUGAAGAUGACAUAAACAACUUAAAAAAAGAUCUCACUGGUGGUGGUGGUGGCCUUAUGAUGCUCUCCACUAAAAGAUGCUCUUUACCAGACAUGGUUGCGACGUCUUGUUCACCAUCCAAGCGACAUGCAACCAAUGGCAACAUUCCACACUCCUCUCCAAGAUCAGAUCCCAAUAUGGCGGCUGAUGUUCAUACAGUUAAACCAAAGAAACGCUUGUCUGAACCCCUACAGGCCAAUGACUUAAGACUGAAAAUAAACAUGCGUAAACGAAAAAUGAAAAGCCUGGAUGAAGAAAGCAGUGAACCUCUCGUAAAAAAAAAGAGGCGAGUGGGCAGCAAAGACAGGAAAAGUGUGCAAGAGAAUGUACCCAUCAGAAAUCACACACAGAAGUCUGUUAAUGGUAUUAUUGGAACCCCAAAACAACUAUUUGGUGUUACGGAAAGUCCCAAGAAUAAGUACAUGGAACUUAAACAGCUUAACUCUAAUUACUCAGAAAAUAUGAUACCAAACUGCAGGGGAGAGAACUAUUGCGAUUCUGAAGACGGUGAGGUGACAUUUAAGGUUAAUGAUAAAAUUGCUCAUAAGGAAAGCAAAAUGGACAAACACAGGAGCGAGCUGUUAGAUCAGAACUUAAAUAAAAUAUCUUGCAUCAUUCAACCAGAAGAUAUACCGGUACAUAUACAGCAGCUGUAUGAUAGCAAGUUGAAAAACACUAGUCCAGAAUCAAGUCCAUUUAAAGGGAAGCUUAGUGCAUUUGCCAUCUCUGUGAUGAAAGGAAGGGAAAAUUUGGAAAGGCGGAAGAGUUUAGAAUCGGCCUCUGCGACGAUCCGGAGUUCCCCACGUGCUAAUAGGACGAAUAAUCAACGGCCUAACUAUUGUGAGAGAAAGAAGCAUAAGAGGCUGUCUUUAAAUGUGGAGUCUGAGAACCCCAGCAGCAGGUCUGUAAGUGGCCGGAAGGAUGGGAACAAGUCAGGAAAGCGGAAGAGAACACUAACCUUGGAAAGCCUCUCACCAAAGAAAGAAGCCAGUGAUGUCCCUCUGAACAAAUCCAACAAAUCCAAAUUACGUAAUGUUGAUCAAGUUAAAUUUCGUAAACAUAUUGGACAUGAAAAGAAAAAGAACAAAGUAAAAAAGUACAAGCUUAGCUUAGAUUCAAUUGAUAAAGGAUCAUUGAUAGAAGAUUUACAGCACAGGAUGAAUGGGGCUCAGAAACGAAAGAGCCUGCCUAGUGUAAUCAGCUCAGGAACAAAACUUCUGGCUCAGGGACAGUCAUCACCAUCCAGAUCAUCAAGGGCAGCACAGCAUUAUCGUGUGGAUCAGGUAUCAGGUACACCCCCACUCCUUCACAGUCAUUCAUCAAACAAACGCUCCCCAUCACCAUCAAACUCCACCCAACCCUUGUCGCCAAGUCGCCCGUCAAGUCUCCCGAUCUCAAAAAGCAGUCCUGGUACUCCGACCAGGGGCAUCAGUAGAAAGAAACAUGCCCGGGAACAUACAGACUGUACUGACACCAUAGGCGGGGAAAUCCGGGUUCCUUCGCUCGAAGGGGUCAACAUCGUGUCUCCUUCGUGCAAGAAAUUUGCAGGGGCCGGUAAAAAUGCUCUCAGGCUAAAUGGUAAGAUUCAGAAAAAAGAAAAAAAGCGAGACAGCCAUGAUCCGGAUGCUCGCUCUAGCGGAUCAGACCCAAGCCGGAAAUGUCGGAAGAUGUCGCUUGAGGAAACUGUCCAAAUGCUGAGAAAGUCGUCCGGUCAGAGGCUGCAAGAGUACUUCAGGAACAGGGCCACCAUCUCGCCGGGUUGUUCUGACAGCAGGGCGUCGCAGUCUCAAUUGUCAUUGUGUUCUAGCACUCCCGUCAUGAUCCCAACAAAAACUGACCUGCCCAUUACUCCUAGCAGUGAGUCUUCCACGCCGGAGAAACUCAAGGCGGACCCAGGCCUGUCCCACCCAGUGAAGUACAGGGCAGGCUCAUGCAAGGGCUACCUGUUUGCCAAGGAUAACGAGGUGCUGGCUCGCUGGCAUGAUGGCCGCUUCUACCUGGGCACCAUACUCAAGAUUGAUGAGAACCACCAGAAGUGCCUGCUGCGCUAUGAAGACAGGUCCGAGUACUGGUCGCUCUUCAAGGACAUUCACAGAGUGCUAAAGGAUGAAGAGAUGAUCUGCUGUGUCUGCCUUGGAGAACAUUCAGAGAAACCCAACGAGAUAGUCUUCUGUGAAUAUUGCCUGCAGGGAUACCACCAGCAAUGCCACAGUCCCAUGAUUGAUGGGUCCAAGACUAUGGAUCCAGAUGACCCCUGGUUCUGUCGACAGUGUGUCUUCCUGCGCACUGUACAGCCCGGCGGGGCAAUGAAAACUGGGAAAUGGGCGGAGGAGCUGCGCCGUGUGAAGCUGGAGUUACCGUACGACCUGCAGGCCCUGUCCUGGGACUCCCAGCACAAGAACAAUCUGGAGGAGAGCUACUGCUACUGUGGCUCCCCGGGCAUUUGGUAUCAGAAGAUGUUACAGUGUUGCAGGUGCAAACAGUGGUUCCAUGAAGCAUGUAUGCAGUGCCUGGAUUAUCCUCUGCUGUUCUCAGACACGUUCUACAUCUUUGUGUGUUCUCCAUGCAACUAUGGAUCCGAGUACAUCAAGCGACUCGAUGUAGAGUGGCUGGACAUUAUCCAUAUCUGCCUGUUCAACCUGUCGGUGGUGCACCGCCGCAAGUACCACGACCUUGAGACAGAGAUCAUGCCUUGGCUGGACGAGAACUGGGAGGCCCUGCAGAUCACACAGUAUGAUGAAAUGCCAGACCUUGAGAAACUCAAAAUACUGCAAAAGACCCUAAAAGAAAAUAAAAAUAGGUUCACCAGCGGAUCAGAAAUAAGGAAGCGCGUAAAUAUCUGGGGACUACGUGUGAAGGUUCCCCCUCCCCGCAUCCACGUUACGUUGCCUAGCAACGAAAAGGUCACUGACCAGAUGAUGAAAAAGCACAAGAUCAAAGGUCGAAGGUCAAAGAUCUUCUAUGUGGAGAACAAGUCCCCAGUGAACAAACUGACACAAAGUCCCGCCCAUCGGGAUCUCAAGAAGAAGUUUGACUUUGAUCAGGAACACGAACGUGACCCUCACUCUGUGGUUGUCAAGCAGGAAGUCUCCAAGUUGCCGCUGGAAACUCCCCUCUUUCUUCUGGACAGACUUAUACCCUUGACUGACUGCUACACGUCUGAUGCCAACCCAUUUAUCCUGGAAGUCGAGGGGAUAGAGCUGAAAAAACGGGAAAGUGCCAAAUCGAAAAUCUGGUGCAAGUACCAGAGUCCAAUACAGGGCAGAGCUGGAUCUGAUGAUGGACUCGAUCCGGAAGACGGUCCCCCUGUUUUAGAGAAGAUGGAACCGGUUGUACCAAGCGCUUGUAACGGGACACCACCGAUGCCUGAAAUCAAGGACAAGCCGUCGACUGUUGCCCUGCCUCUGCAGCCAAAGGCCCUGUUGGAUGUGCAGGGUACCAGCGAAGAAGAAAAACGCAAGACAAGGGCGCGUAAAUCUCGAUCGAGACAGAGCAUCACGCCAGAUUUGACAGACUCAGAGAAAGCUGCGGCAGAGGAAAGCGAUAUAACUGUGAAGCAGCUACGGGAGUACAAGAACUACUUCUGCUCCUUCAGUAAGAAGACUGGUUAUGAGAAUGGGUUUUUUGUCUGCGGGAAGCGGUACAAUAAGGAUGGGCUUGUGGAUUACUUGGUUACGUGGGACCAUUAGGUUUGGGUUUGAAUGUGUUCCAUUCAUCGGAUAAUUGCAAAUUACAGUAAGGAUGUUUACUAGAGAAGUUUGACCAUGUGUGGGUGAUUUUUUUUUAUAAUGUAUGACUGAUGGGUACGAGCCUUGCUCGGGGGAAAAGGGCUUAAUGCAUGUGCAUAGUGUGUCUUCCCAGAUUAGCCUGUGCAGUUUGCACAGGCUUAGCAUGGACGACACUUUCCGCACAGACUGAAUUUUGGUUAAGAAGAUACUUCAUUUAACUGAAAACUAACAUACAAAAUGGAAAGUGUCGUGCCUGGUUAGCCUGUGCUUACUUUAUUAAGCCCCCUUUUUCAAGAGAGAGUCUAAUAUGUAUUUUGAAACUGUGCUUUACUUAUUCUGAUACUGAAUAGAGUCAGGUUUUGGUUGGGUUACUGUUGAAUUUUUAUUAUUGUUCGUUUUUCAGCAUUUAUAUUGUAAAUAAGCUCAAAGUUAAUAUAGUGAAAAUGUCUAUUGGAGUUUAUUUGGCAUUUUGAUAUUUUAAGCAAAGAUUUAUGAGAAAAAUACUUGGAAUAUAAAAUUUGUUGGUAAGAAUUCUCUCUUAUCUUUGCAGAUUAGCAGUCAAGUUUUGAUAUACAAUAGAAUGAGCCAGAUUGUACUGUUGUACAUUGUUAAAACUUAAGAGGUGUUCUUGUUUAGUAAAUAAGUUUGUUUUCUAUGCUAGAAAUAACUUCUACAAAGUUGUAACAAACAUCAAUAGGUAGUUUUGAAGUACAUCAGAAUUGUGAGAUUGAACACUACUGUAUGGUCAUUUAUUUAACCAGUUUCUAAAACAUAGUUGUUUUUCUGUUUUUACUGAUAUUCGCUUUUUUGUUAAAAAAAAUACGUGUAAUCUAGUGGAUUAUGCAAUUGUUUGCAGUUAUUUACCACUGAAAUAUAUUGUGUUUAUUGGUGUACUCAAAACUUAAUUGACAUGCCAUAGCUAAUCAAUUGUAUGAAAUAUAAAACUGCAAGCAGAUACUAAAGAUUAUUUGUAAUCAUACAAUCAUAGUGUGUAAUUUCAUUUACAGCAUAAAUAUUUGAUGAAAUAUGCCAUGGUAUCAAAUUUCUUUGAUUUGUUACUCAACGCAUGAACAGAUACAUCUUAAACAUGGGCAUUGACGAGAUUUAACAUGUGUUUGUACCAAUGUGCUUGUUAUUAUAUUCUUGUAUUUUAUUUUUUUCAUUCUCUAACUUGGUAACUGUAUAUAAGAAAGUUGCGAAUAUGUUGUUUUGUUCAGAUAAGUGUAAAGAAUGAGUCUGUGAACUUGUAUGAAUCUUAUAUGUAUCUGUGAUUUUUAUCUGAUUUGAAUUUCAUUGCAAGUUAGAUUCUUAAAAAAAAAAAUUGUUGAUAAUUGUAAAGUGCUUAUAUGAUAUUUUUUUCAUAACAUGGUUAUCAAUCGUGAGAGAUUUGGUCCAAUUUUAUUAUUUAUGAUAUUUUUUUAGGUGACCUGAGCAAGACAUGCUCAUGCUCAGCUUUUGCAAUCACCUUUUGUCUGUCCUGUGUCAUCAGCCUUUACCAUGUGAACCCUCUUGAGACCACAUCCAUUGCCAGAUCUUUAUGAAACUUGGUGAGAACAUUUGUCCCUUUGAAAUCUUAGGCGAAUGUAAAAUUGGGUCAUAUGGGGUUUAAAACUAGGUCAAAUUAAAUAAAAAGCUUAUGAACAGACUAGAGGACACAUUUAUUGCCAAAUCUUUAUAAAACUUGUCAGAAAACUUGUCCUUUUGAAAAUCUCUGCUGAGUUCAGAAUAGGGUCAUAUGCUCAGAACAUGAAUUCUUUUUGAUAUUAUAAUAUCAAGGCUUUAAAGUUUGAAAAUGAUUGUGGUUGUAAUCACAAACAGGGCUUGCAAUUUUGGUGGCAGAUUUUUUAGCUCAUCUAUUUUUUGAAAAAAAAAAAGAACUAUUGUCAUCACCUUGGCCUCGACGUCCGGUUAAGUUUUGCGUUAAGGUACACUUUUCUCAUAAAAUAUCAAUGCUAUUGCAUUCAAACUUGGUACACUUGCUUACAAUCAUGAGGGGACUGGGCAGGCAAAGUUAGAUAAUUCUGAAUUAUGUGCCCUUUUUAUACUUAGAAAAUUGAAAAAUUUGGUUAAGUUUUGUGUUUAGGUCCAUUUUAUUCCUUAAGUAUCAAAGCUAUUGCUUUCAUACUUGCAAUGCUUACUAACUAUCAUAAGGGGACUAUGCAGGCAAAGUUAUGUAACUCUGACUGGCAUUUUGACGGAAUUAUGUGCCCUUUUUUUACUUAGAAAGUUGAAAUUUUGGUUAAGUUUUGUGUUUAGGUCCACUUUAUUCCUGCAGUAUCAAAGCUAUUGCUUUCAUACUUGAAACACUUAUUAACUAUCAUAAGGGGACUGUGCAGGCAAAGUUAUGUAACUCUGACUGGCAUUUGGACGGAAUUAUGGGCCCUUAAUACUUGAAAAUUUGGUUAAGUUUUGUGUUUUGGUCCACUUUACCCCUAAAGUAUCAUAGAUAUUGCUUUCAUACUUGGAACACUCGCAAAUUAUCAUAAGGGGACAGUAAAGGACAAGUAAAGGACAAGUUGCAUAACUCUGGUUGUCAUUUUUACGGAAUUAUGGCCCUUUUUUGACUUAGUAACUUUGAAUAUAUGGUUACAUUUUGUGUUUAGAUUCACUUUACUUCUAAAGUAUCAAGGCUAUUGCUUUUAAACAUUAAAUACUUUCAUGCUAUCAUGAGGGUACUUUACCUGGCAAGUUGAAUUUUACCUUGACUUUUGAAUGACCUUGACUCUCAAGGUCAAAUUAUUAAAUUUUGCUAAAAUUGCCAUAACUUCUUUAUUUAUGAUUAGAUUCGAUUGAUACUAACAAAACAACUCUUACCUGAC
Messenger RNA from Dreissena polymorpha, 6816 nucleotides. RefSeq lists its product as uncharacterized. The coding region runs from base 38 to 3958 and encodes 1306 amino acids. The record is from RefSeq and is a predicted model, not a curated record. NCBI's taxonomy places the organism in Eukaryota, Metazoa, Mollusca, Bivalvia, Myida, Dreissenidae. Gene Ontology annotation, cellular component: nucleus. The transcript is spliced from 16 exons. Gene Ontology annotation, biological process: chromatin organization; regulation of DNA-templated transcription. Gene Ontology annotation, molecular function: DNA binding; chromatin binding.